This is a messenger RNA of Nannizzia gypsea CBS 118893, 255 nucleotides long. RefSeq lists its product as hypothetical. The transcript is spliced from 2 exons. Bases 1 to 255 code for a protein of 84 amino acids. The record is from RefSeq and is a predicted model, not a curated record. Lineage: Eukaryota; Fungi; Ascomycota; Eurotiomycetes; Onygenales; Arthrodermataceae.
AUGAUCGAUGUGCUUCUGGGGAGCCAUCGUGGUGGCAGAACUGGAGUACAAAGAGUUGGACGCCGGCAGGCCAUGCAUGCAGACAACUGCGAGAAGCGUCUUCCAGGCGAAUCUGAGACAGGGCUGGGGUUAUUAUCCGGCCUCCAGGUGGGACUCGAGCAACUGGACUAUCAAAACGACGUCAACGUCAGUCUUCAGCCUCCGCCAACUACCGACGGACUACGGACUACAACUCUUCAUUUGCCCUGUCACUAG